Messenger RNA from Syzygium oleosum, 1614 nucleotides. RefSeq names its product flavonoid 3',5'-hydroxylase 2-like. Lineage: Eukaryota; Viridiplantae; Streptophyta; Magnoliopsida; Myrtales; Myrtaceae. The record is from RefSeq and is a predicted model, not a curated record. The transcript is spliced from 3 exons. Gene Ontology annotation, molecular function: monooxygenase activity; iron ion binding; heme binding. The coding region runs from base 16 to 1554 and encodes 512 amino acids.
ACUUGCAACACAGAGAUGAUGAUUCUUGCCGACAAAGUCCUUGCCCGAGAGAUCGCCGCGGCGACUCUCCUCUUCCUCAUCACCCGAUUCUUUGUCAAAUCCCUCCUACUUCGCUUGAACUCCCGUAAGCUCCCACCGGGACCGACAGGGUGGCCGGUCAUCGGCGCCCUCCCUCUCUUGGGGAACAUGCCCCACGUAGCUCUGGCGAAGAUGGCCAAGAAGUAUGGGCCAGUGAUGUACCUGAAAAUGGGCACGUGCGACAUGGUCAUCGCGUCGACCCCUGACGCCACCCGGGCUUUCUUGAAAACCCUAGACAUCAACUUCUCCAACAGGCCUCCGAACGCGGGGGCAACCCACUUGGCCUAUGACGCGCAGGACAUGGUCUUCGCCGACUACGGUUCGAGGUGGAAGUUGCUUAGGAAGCUGAGUAAUUUGCACAUGCUCGGAGGAAAGGCCCUUGAGGACUGGGCUCACGUCCGGUCGGCCGAGGUAGGGUACAUGCUUCAAGCUACGUGCGAGUGCAGCAAGCGAGGCGAGCCGGUGGUGGUGCCGGAGAUGUUGACCUAUGCCAUGGCGAACAUGAUAGGGCAAGUCAUUUUGAGCCGAAGGGUGUUCGUGACGAAGGGCUCCGAGUCUAACGGAUUCAAGGACAUGGUGGUAGAGCUGAUGACAAGUGCAGGCUUCUUUAACAUCGGCGACUUCAUCCCGUCAAUUGCGUGGAUGGACGUACAAGGGAUUGAAGGCGGAAUGAAGCGCUUGCACAAGAAAUUCGACCUGCUGUUGACGAAGAUGAUCGAGCAACACUCGGCAACUGCUCACGAGCGUAAAGGAAACCCGGAUUUUCUCGAUGUUGUCAUGGCCAACCGAGAUAACCCCGGGGCCGAGAAGCUUAAUUUGACCAACAUUAAGGCCCUUCUCUUGAAUUUGUUCACUGCAGGCACCGAUACUUCAUCAAGCAUAAUCGAGUGGUCGCUGGCCGAGAUGUUGAAGAACCCUAGCAUCCUCAAGCGGGCCCACGAAGAGAUGGACCGAGUCAUCGGGCGGCACCGACGCCUGGAGGAAUCCGACCUCGCGAAGCUCCCGUACUUGCAGGCCAUAUGCAAGGAGACCUUCCGAAAACAUCCAUCGACACCGUUAAACCUACCGAGAGUCUCGACCGAGGCGUGCCAAGUGAACGGCUACUACAUCCCCAAGAACACGAGGCUCAGCGUGAACAUAUGGGCGAUCGGGCGGGACCCGGACGUGUGGGAGAAUCCUCUAGACUUCACCCCGGAGCGGUUCCUGAGCGGGAGGAACGCGAAGAUCGACCCGCGUGGGAACGACUUCGAGCUGAUCCCGUUCGGGGCCGGGCGGAGGAUCUGUGCGGGGACGAGGAUGGGGAUCGUGCUGGUCGAGUACAUACUGGGGACGCUGGUGCACUCGUUCGAUUGGAAGUUGCCGGACGGUGUCAAUGAGCUGAACAUGGACGAGGCGUUUGGUCUGGCCUUGCAAAAGGCCGUGCCCUUGUCGGCCAUCGUCACCCCAAGGCUCUCCGUUAGCGCAUGCGUAUCUUAAAGCUUUACUCGAAAGCUUUUCCACUGCGAGAAUCCGACAUUAUCAUCAGUGUCCUUAAAG